AUCAACACCAAAAUCACCUCCAGCCCUCGCAGUCUGUCCACUUGUGCCGUCAGCCCCACUGACGCUUCGACUGAUCGGCCCAAAGACGUCCCAGUUGGCGAAACUGAGCCGCAGAUUUGGCCAAACCCGCACUCACAAACACAACUGGCGGCACCAACACCCGUGUCCAGGUGGCAGACGACUCAUGUCAUCCCUUCGGAACCGGUCAGUGCUCAGCUUCAUUGGCCAGUCCUACCUAAUUUCGCAGAAAGUACCAGUUUCGCACCAUCUGGAUGGAAUGGCGCCUGGAAAUGGGGCUGGCCACAGCCACCCUCUGAAGGGCACCAACCGGUGAGUGAGAGAAGUGACAAACGAAGGGUAGAAAAAUGCGAAGAAACAGAAGUCUGCCGGGCCACAGGAAAGAGGACUAGAUUGGACGAGAAUCAUGUGAAUGGGGAUGGGGAGAGAGCUGAUGCCGGUGGAGAUGAAACAUUCUUUCCCUUCGGACCCAAAGGCCCGGCUAGCCUGGCGCAUGUAAAUGACGCCAGUCCAUUCUGCUCUGUUCAACCGAGAGCAGACAAGCAGCCUCGACUUAGUGACGAUGCUUCCGGUAGUCCUAAACUCGGCAACAUGAUCGAAAGGCAAGAGCAAAUGAGACAGUCUGGAAAACCGUAUAGCGACAAGCGAAAGGACGUCUUCACCAAGUCUACAUCUCCUUCCAGUUCGACUACAGACGAGCGGACAAGCGAAGAAAUGCCGGCAGAUGGUAAAAAAAGGCUGCCAGUGAGUUCGACGGCAAAAAGAGGCGAUGAACUCAGGGAUGGUGUCAAGGCUGGAAGGUACAAUGAGAGAUUUGGGGUAAUCAUAGAUUCAGAAGAGAAGGGAAAGCCGGAAGAAAAUGGAGACAAAAUGAGAGAAAGGGAUGUAAGAAGGUCGAGUGUAAAGGACGAGUUAGGCAUGCCAACAAGGGGAAAGGAAGAUUGUGAGGAGAACAGAGGAUGUAGAAAUGAGAAAGUCACUGUAUGGCUUGGAAGGUCCUCCGGGAUGGAAGCGACGGGCAAAGAGGCGCUCAAAGAUGAUACAUCCAUUUCGGGAACCUUCGGGCCUAGAACACAAGACCUAAGCGAGACUUGGCUAGGACGAGUAGACGUUCGAGCGUCUGAGACUGGCAGAUCCGAGCAGGAUGUUGACGACAAAGCCACAGUAGCUGGGAGCCCGGCAACAAGAGCAGUCUGGAGCAGAGCGAUGCCAGUGGAGGGCUCAUCCGGCUGGUUGAAUUGGCCGGCUCUCCGCCCAGCUCCUCCCACCUCGGAGCCGGUAACCACCUCUGUACCAGAAUUUGCGUCGACAUCUGCGCCCACUUCUGUCGUCAUGCCGUCGUGUACACCGGCCGUGACAACCGCUACCACUGGUCUCGAUCAGAACAGCCUAGAAGCGAGCCCAGCUCUGGCGCAUCUUCUCUACUGCUAUCAGAUGUUGCGAGCUCACUGGGAGCUGGCCGGACAAGCCGCAGACGCCGAUCUCAAGCCCGGUCGGCCGGCCAGAUCCGGCGGUCUUACACCAGGACCAAAGUAA
Molecule: messenger RNA, 1554 nt
Organism: Protopolystoma xenopodis
Lineage: Eukaryota; Metazoa; Platyhelminthes; Monogenea; Polystomatidea; Polystomatidae
Source: the annotation of a GenBank genome assembly